AGCAGAGAGCGCGCCGACUUGUCGACAUCUUGGCGGCAACUCCUCCUCGACGACGACGACGAUUGAGGUCGGCUCAGCAGAUAUGGCGACCUUUGCUGGGCCAGACGGUCGGCCAGUCUGGAGAGAGACAUCAUCGGAAGACGCUCACACGGUCAGGCUAGGAUCAAGUGGCAGUGGCGAGAAAGCCUUGUUCGCCUUGCGCGGCCUGAUUCAGCUCGUCAAGGCACCCGCCAAGACCGGUGAGGCACUCAGCAGCGCAAAGAGGAAUGCCUUGUCCGGGCUUGAUGGCUCCGUCAAGCGAAUCAAGCUCGAACAUGGCCAGAACGACAAGGCAUCGCAUGUUGCAUCGACAAGUGCCAUGCCGAUGGUCAACGGCGAUUCAAGUCCUGUUGCGGAAGACCGCAAGCCAGAGCAAGCUGCCUUUAGCAUUCCUGUCAUCAAGGACUCGAUGCUUCUGCAACUUGAGACGCCCAAAGAUGCUGCAGCAGACUCUUUAUGCUCGGAGCUGUCAGUCGCGCUCCAUUGGCCUCAGGGCUAUAGCAAGUCCUUCCCAGUUGAGCUCGAGCCUCCGCCUGCAGGCGGCAUCAGGAUCUUCACAGACGUGCCCGAACAAGGCAGGACAUUGCUUACAGAGCUCAGACUCCGUCAGGGACCGAAAAUGGGAAAAGCCCGUAUCCCAAGCUGGCAACUAGCAGCUGUCAUCUUGCAAGCCAAAGGCGCUGUCACUGUAGAUGCUACCGCUCAAUUUGUUCCUUCGAGGGCCGAUGCAGACAAGUCAAGGCUGCCGGCCCUCAAGCUUGAUAUGACCGUGUCGCUCCUGCCUAGCUUCUUCCAUCCAAAGGAUGAGCUCUCGCUCGAACGGAAAGCCCUCCAGGCUGCACUCUUUACCGAAGCAGACUUGCAGCUCGCCAAUCUCAAAGACGUGCGAAUGCGACAGCAAGUCGCAUACACGGGCGAAGAAGACACUGAGUUCUUAUAUAAUUGCUUGCCACCCGCACCUAUAGACGUGAUCGCCACCUACUCGCGAGCGCCCUCAUCAUUGCGCAAAGGGAAGGAACGGGGCGAUGCUGAUUCGGCCUUGGACGUGCUCGCGCCCGUUGAGCUUAUUUGCAAGCUGCUACCAUUCCAGUCUCGCUCUGUACGAUGGCUGCUACACCGCGAAGGCAAGCAAAUCGUGGGCAAAGAUAGUUCGUCAAUGGCAGAUGUGCCCGAUCAUGUCCAGACUGAGCUACGACGAGCUCUCACCUGGACAAAAAUAGGGAGGAUAGAUCUGCCAGACAAGCCUCCACUAGACGUCUGGCUUGAUCAGCUUACCGGCCAGUUCUCAAGUGUCGAUCCCGCCAAGCCUGAAGAUCGCUCGGUCAGAGGACGAACCGUUCUUGCGGAUUAUAUGGGAUGUGGGAAGACGGUAGAAAUACUGGCACUCAUCCUACUCAACCAAGACCGAUCUCGAAGUCACUUGCCUAGCUAUCGCAAUGAUGAUCUAGACACCGAUAUCGUGCCCAUCAGGACCACCCUCAUCAUAUGUCCUGCCACUAUUUUGCAACAAUGGGCAGACGAAAUUGAAAAACACGCACCAUCAGUCAGAGUACUUAUCUAUAAGGACGACUGUCUCGGAAAGCACACCCCACAGAGCGUCGACAAAAAUUUCGAUAUUGUCAUUUGUAGUUUCACCACGCUCAAGAGUAUGAUACACUAUGCGCGUAAACCUCGCAGAAUGCCUACCCGGCGAUGCGCGGACGAAAAGACGGGUGAAGCCACCCGAAAGACUUAUGAUCGUCCUCUCUUUGUCGAGGCAGAAUUCUUCAGAGUCAUCAUGGACGAAGUACAGCUGAACGGUACGGCUACAGCCAGCGCCGAGAUGUGCUCCUACAUUCAUAGAGUCCAUGCACACGCGGUCAGCGGCACACCCGUUGGCGAAUCCCUUCGCGACCUUCGUAGCGUCUAUGCAUUUCUCAAGCUACCCUGGCUCAGCCAAGAAGCGCCAUUCGAAGAUUUGCUUCGUCCACGCAAUGCGAGCUUGCUUGCGAGGAUUACUAACAAGCUAGGCGUAAGAGUUACGCGUGCAGACGUCGCAGCCGAAUUUGCUCUGCCUGCCCAACUACGUCAGAUCGUGCCUGUUACGCUCAGCAUGGUCGAGCAAUACCAUCGAGAUGCGACGUACGCCCAAGCUUGCAAUGAGCUCGGUCUCGAUCGAGCGGAAGGACCGCAGCCCGGCUGGCGGCCUUCUCUUGCGCUCAUGGGCAAAUGGCUAGAUACCCUACGGAGGCUCAACUGUCAUCCCGAGAUGGGAGAUGACAAUCGUCGGGCGGUCAAUCGGGGCGCGAACGUCACUGAGCUCAAGACACUCAGUCAGGUGCUUGAAGCGUUUGAAGCACAAGCAGCACAAGGCCGCUACACGGAUACCAUCAGAUUGCACAAGCAGCGCUUCAUCAGGGCACGGCUGAUCAGCUACGACAAUGAAGACUGCGAAUGCCUCGAGAAGGCCCUCGCCCUCUAUCACAGUACGAUAGAUGACGUGGUCGCAGAAAAGGCACUUGUGGAAGCCGACCUGGUGAAAGUUGAGUCAGAGCUCAAAGAAGUGGAGUCUCGACGUGGCUCGACUGUCGAGCGCUCGCCUGGGCCUGAAGCCCCGGGAGCGACCACACAAGAGCGAAGACAGGCCAAGCGCGAGACGGAUCUGGAACGCUCGCUUCGCAGACGCAAGACAGAUCUAUCGGGUCACCGCAGCAGAGUUUUCGCUCUCCUGCAUCCGCUUCAUCAUGCCACCGCUAGCAUCUACUUUAUGCUCGGGAAACCAGAGCUCGAGACUGAGCAUUACGACAAAGCUGCAGAAUUCGAGCGCGAGAUCCUCGAACCACACUUGACUGCCGUUGACGUUGCAAUCAGCCAGCUGGUAUCCAUCAGCAAGAGCGCCGAUCUCUCCAUUGAUGAUUUCGAAGUGUUGCCGACCGGCGAGAAGCCGGGCUUGCUCACAAGCGAGCACUGGGACCUCGCCGAAACCGCUAUCGACGCGGCCAACGGCUUAGCCGAGCUGAUCUGGGACUGGCGCUGUCAGAUUAUCAAGAUGGUCUCGCAGAGCGUCGAGCUGGCCGACCAGGAAGAUAUUGAGACCGCGUAUGCGACCACAGAAAACAAUCAGCAUCUCAUUUUGGUCUGGUUGGACAUAUUGUCAAUGACCAUGUUCGACUGGCGGAAUACACUCGAGGUACCAUCAAAAGGCGAAGCGAGCGCGGCCAUCAACGUUUCAGUCGUUGGUCAAGUCAAGACGGACGCAGCGACAAAGCAUAUCGAAAAUGAACUCUUUGCUGCCGAUCGUCGCGCACAGGCUGCACGCAAGGAAGACGCAGGAUCCAUCAUGCAGACUCCGAUCGUUCGCAAGCCGUUUGUAGCCAAGAGCGACAAUAUCGGGGAAAAGCUGCUUGAGAAGCUGUCCCAUCAGUCGUGCGAAGCUAUGCCUGCCUCCGUCGUGUCAUUGCGCGUCAUCAUUAAGGAUCUCAAGAGGCUGCUGGACUCUGAUCCUCCUGCAGCGGAGAAGAAGAUCAUCGCAACUGAGCACAAGCGCCUUCGUGCGGAGGUGACAAAGAAGAACAAGCUCUAUGACAAGCUCAGGGAGGAAUACCGAGCCAUCAAUAACGUCAUGCGCGCGCGUCAGCUUUACUACAAGGCUCUCGUCGAUCUUUCCGAUGAGACAGCUAUUUUGCCAGACGAGCAGCGCAGCCCCGGGUUCAUCAGCGCAAACGUGGCACUGUCGGACAAGCUUAUCGUCGACCUCACUCAGAGCAUCGCUGUCCAUCAAGCGCGAGUACGCUACAUCCACGCCAUCGGCGCCGGCGAGGAAGAUGACGAGCCUGACCAGUCCUGUCAAAUCUGCAUGGACGUACCCCAGGGUCGAGCAGUACUCACGAGCUGCGGACAUGUCUACUGUGCGACGUGCUGGAAGCUAUGGGCGCAGCAUAGCUCAAUUGUCACAUGUCCAUGCUGCCGUAAGACAUUAGGCGCUGGAGCAACGACUCAGUUCUCGACAUCACCUAAGAAAACAAAGCCGAAGACACAACUGGACGCAGCGAUCGAUGCUAUGAAAGCGCAGCCUCUUCAUGCAGCUUCAGUGGCAGAUAUCGACCAGACUGUUCAAGAACUUAACAGAAGCAGCAGUCUGACCGAGUUCGGCCUCAAUGUCUUAUCAACCGAAGAAUACGCUGAACUUACCGAGAUGCAAAUCAAUGGCGAGACACUCUCGUCGAAGCUCGAUCUCGUUGUCAAGAUCGCAUCGUGGCACGCUGAUCGGCAUGAAAAAGUCGUCAUCUUCUCAGCAUGGAAGGUAGCGAUCGACGUGCUUGCAACUGCACUGCGCGCCAAUCGCAUCGGCUCGAUGCGCCUUGACGGACGAUCCAACAAAGACAAGAUCAAUGCUGCUGCUGCUUUCGGUACUGACCCGCACGUCACUUGCUUCCUCUUGCAUGCCAAGAGUGCAGCUGCAGGCCUCACUCUGACUGCAGCUUCGGCGGUCCUGCUGGGCAAGCAAUUUCGUCGCUCUGUCUCUGUUGCGCUGACACAACGAUUUUCUGCAGUCGAGCCGCUGACGAGUCCAGCGAUCGAGCUACAAGCGGUAUCUCGAGUCCAUCGUAUGGGUCAAGAGAAGGAGACUCGCUGCUAUCAGCUUUUCUGCAAGGACACUGUCGACGAGCGCAUCGCUGCUGUCGUGGCGCAAAAAGGUCGUUCGCUGUUUUACGUCGAUGCUCCCAUCACCGCAGCAGCAGAAGCCGCUAAUCUCACCGAUGAUGUGGACGAAGAUGAGCUGGCACGGAUGCUGUUCGAUAAGCGAGAGAUUGCUGGAUUGCAGAAGGCACUCCUCUCGGACGUCAUGCAUCAGUCGCAGGAGGAAAGCAUGGAUCUUGAUGACAUCAGCCAAGUCAUGCUCAGAACCCCCACGCAAGAUGCGUAGCAGUGGAUAUGCAUGGCUUGCUUUUGGUUAUCAUACAACAAUGUCCUUGCUUGCUGCUGCUGCCACUUGACCCACGGCAGUCACGCGCCCGCACCAAUCUGUCAGUCUGACCCGUAGGCCGUCGAUCUGAGCCUUGUCGAGUACGCGAGGCUGAACCCAUGUGAUCGUCGCUGUCUGAGACACUUGAUCUAUAGAGCCUUGUACGAUUUUGAGUCUGGAG
Molecule: messenger RNA, 5165 nt
Organism: Mixia osmundae IAM 14324
Lineage: Eukaryota; Fungi; Basidiomycota; Mixiomycetes; Mixiales; Mixiaceae
Exons: 6
Coding region: 83-4945 (1620 amino acids)
Biological process (GO): DNA damage response; protein polyubiquitination
Cellular component (GO): nucleus
Molecular function (GO): ATP binding; ATP-dependent chromatin remodeler activity; ubiquitin protein ligase activity
Source: RefSeq, a predicted model, not a curated record